Penicillium verhagenii is the source of this 753-nucleotide messenger RNA. Its product is annotated as alpha/beta hydrolase. The transcript has a single exon. The coding region runs from base 1 to 753 and encodes 250 amino acids. The record is from RefSeq and is a predicted model, not a curated record. NCBI's taxonomy places the organism in Eukaryota, Fungi, Ascomycota, Eurotiomycetes, Eurotiales, Aspergillaceae.
AUGAACGAAUCAAUUACUGUGCUCUUCGUUCCAGGUGCAUGGCACAACCCCGAUUGCUACGAUCCCAUCGUGGAACGCCUCGAAGCAGUCAACUACAAGACCCGCAAGAUCCCACUUCCCUCGGUAAACCCACCAACACACUUCUUGGACUUCAGCGAGGAUGUUGCAGCGAUUCGCGCAGAGAUUGAGCAAGCAGCGAACGAAGGGCAAAAUGUGGUGCUUGUCGUGCACUCCUAUGGUGGCCUACCCUCAAAUGAAGCAAUCAAAGGGCUGGACAUCAAAACACGCCAGGAAGCUGGCCUUGCCGGCGGCGUUACCCAUUUAUUUUUCUGCUGCUCCUUCGUCAUUCCAGAAGGACAAUCGCUGAUCAGCGCAUUCGGUGGCAAUGACCUCCCUUGGUUUAUUGUCUCAGAUGACAAGCUGGAGGCUAGCCCUGCGGAUCCAGACAAGAUCUUCUACAAUGACUGCACUCCUUCGCAGAUUGAUAGUGCAGUUGCUGCUCUGAGGCCUCAUAGCUACCAGUGUUUCCACACUGUUUGCACCUAUGCCGCAUGGAAACAUGUCCCCUCUACCUACUUGUACUGCCUACAAGAUGCGGCAAUUCCCCUGCCAGUACAAAAGAUGAUGGUCGAAGGAACAGCCGAUGGCUUCGGGAUGAAGACCGAGACGCUAGACGCAUCCCACAGUCCGUUUAUCAGUCAGCCUGACGGGUUAACUGCAGCAAUUCGCCGGGCCGCCGGAGAAGAUUUUUAA